AUGAAUAAUACUAAUCUCAUAAUAGUGUCUUUGAUGAUCUCCCUCCUCCUCCUCAUGAGCGUAAGCAUGAGUCUUGGCCAAAACAGUAAUAGUAAUAUUACGGUGAUCACCCUAAUUCACAGGGACUCCCCUUUAUCCCCUCUCUACGACCCUUCCCUCUCAUCCACUCAACGUCUAGCCAACGCGUUCCAAAGAUCCCUUGAUCGGGCCACUUAUCUGACCGCCCAGGCAAACGGCCAGCUACUGCCGGUCCCAAUCGUGAACAGCCAAGGCGACUAUUUCUUCAACUUCUCAAUUGGCUCAUUCUCUACCGCAGGCUUGAUCGACACCGGAAGUGACCUCAUCUGGACCCCAUGCAGAGCUGUCUUAAAUCCCCCUUCUUCGAACCCCAUCCCGUGCCGCAGUACACGCUGCAACAUACUGCCAGCCACCACCUGCUCUAGGACUAAACCAGUAAACAGAUGCCACUUCGACAUGACAUAUAGGAGCGGGAGUUCGGCCGCGGGCAACCUCUUUGAGGGCACCUUCACGUUGGGCGGCAUCCACCGAAAUAACAUCGUUUUCGGAUGCGAUUAUACGGGCUAUGACAUUGGCGUCGUUGGCCUCGGGGGCGGCCAAGCGUCGCUCGUGCAACAGCUGGGCCAGGGGAAAUUCUCCUACUGUCUCUCCUCAGUGUGGGACAACAAUUAUAAAAAAACGAGCAAGAUGAGUUUUGGCACCUCCGUCAUGGGCGGCGUGUCGGUACCUCUGCUGCCAAGGCCCAGAACCCCGACCUUCAACAUGGUGGAGCUCCAAGGGAUCAGCAUCGGGAGGGCCAAGUGGAAUGUGCCACCGGUCGACAUGAUCGUGGAUACAGGAACCACCGUGACAAAUCUUCCGGAAUAUCUCUACAACAACCUAAGGCAAACCGUGGUGAACUGGGCACGGCUGACGCCAGUGCGGCCCCCACGUGGGGUACCCCUAGAUUUGUGCUUCAACAAAAACAAGGACUUCAACACUUUUCCAGUUGUCAAAGUCUACAUAGGCAGGGAGGGGAAAUACAUAAAUUUGGACUACAAAAAUCUUGUGGCAAGGGUACUUCCUCAGAUGUGGUGCCUUACAGUUAUCUCGACAAAGGGACAACCUAUUUACGGCAACGCGGCACAGACCGAUUUUUGGGUUGCGGUCGAUCAUGCUCAAAAGACUAUGACCUUUCAGAAAACCACAUGUGGCUAG
This is a messenger RNA of Striga hermonthica, 1215 nucleotides long. NCBI's taxonomy places the organism in Eukaryota, Viridiplantae, Streptophyta, Magnoliopsida, Lamiales, Orobanchaceae. The record is from the annotation of a GenBank genome assembly.